This is a messenger RNA of Rotaria sordida, 2766 nucleotides long. Lineage: Eukaryota; Metazoa; Rotifera; Eurotatoria; Philodinida; Philodinidae. The record is from the annotation of a GenBank genome assembly.
AUGACAAAUAAUAAUGCACUUCGUGAACUUAAACUUCAUAGUCCAGCUGGCGUUGAACCAGCAAUAUUUACAUGGCCAAAUAUUGAACAACAAAAUACAAAUAAAGAUUCCGUGUUUGUUGGUGGUGAUGAAAUUGUUAAAACAAUACGUUUAGUUUUUGAAGAUUAUCCUGAAUUAUAUCAACAAAAUCUUGGUCUUGCUACUUGUGAUAUACAUUCAUAUACACAUAUGAAAGAAUUAUGUGAUAAAUUUAAUAAAAUAAUUGAUACACAUAUUAAAUUAAAUCGUGGCACAGAAGCAUUUUCAGCUCGUCUUGAAAAACGUGCAACAUCAAAAUUAUUUCGUCAUAUACUUGCUCAAGUUUAUAGUCGAGCUGUAACAGAUCCUGAUAAAUUACGUGCUUAUGAACCAUUUUCACCUUCAGUUUAUGGCGAAACAUCACCGGAUUUAAUUGAUUCAAUUCUGAAAGUUAUUAAUUUAACAGAAGAUCAAACAUUUAUUGAUCUUGGUUCAGGUGUUGGAAAUGUUGUUUUACAUGUAGCAGCAUUAGCUAAUUGUAAACAUGUUUAUGGUAUUGAAUAUGAAGAAGUACCAGCAACAUAUGCAUGUGCUAUGGCUGAUGAAUUUCGUUCGUGGAUGCGUUGGUAUGGAAAACAAUAUUCAGAAUUUCAAUUGGACCAAGGAGAUUUUUUAACACAUGCAAUGAUAGAUGAAAGAAUUAAAGAAGCAGAUGUUAUUUUUGUUAAUAAUUAUGUAUUUGGUGCAAGAGUUAAUCAUGAACUUAAAGUUAAAUUUAUGAAUAUGAAAGAUGGAGCAAAAAUUGUUUCAUCAAGAGAAUUUUGUCCUGAAGCAUUUCGACUUAACGAUCGAACAAAAAAUGAUUUAGGAGCUGUUAUGCAUGUUACAAAACCAGAUGAAUUGUUGGGAAAAGUUAGUUGGUCGGAUAAAUCUGUUCAAUAUUAUUUUCAUGUUAUUGAUCAUAGUAAAUUAGCACAUUAUUAUGAAAAAAUACAUCAACACCAUACAAAAGGAAUAAAAACAUUUCAUACCAAAUCAAACGAUGAUGAUAAUUCUCUAUCACCAUCAUCAAAUAAUUCAAGUUCAUUGAAUUCAUCUUUAAAUGGUAAAAAUCAUCGUCAAAUAAAAUCCAUUUCAAAUCAACAAACCGAUGAAAAUGAAUAUUCUUCACAUCAUAUUAAACGUAAACGUAAAUUUAAUUCAACAACAGCAACAACAACACCCAAUGUAAAUGGUAAAAAAAUUUAUAUAAAAGUUCUUCCAGAUAAAAAUCAUUCAGAUUAUGAAUCUGAUUUAUCAAAUGAUGAAUCAAUAAAUUUUAAACGUCAACGUACAUCAUCAAAAAAUUAUCAUUCAACAUUAAAUGAAUUACAUCCAACAAAUGAAAUUUAUUAUCAAACAAAUAAAAAUCAACGUUUUAAUUAUCGUGAUAUGACAAAAUUAUCAAAUGAAAAUCUUAAUAUUUGUCAUUUUCGUGAUUGUUUAUUAGAAAAAGAAGAUCAACAAUUUUUAAAUUUAAUUAAUACAUAUUUAGAUCAAUUUCGACAACGUCUUUUUAAAUAUUUUACAUAUAUGAAAUCAAAUACAUAUCGUGAACAUUUAAAAACUCAAUUAGAUAAUGAAAUGGAAUUAAAUAAAAUUUUAAAAACAAAAGUUAAUUCUUUAGAAAAUAAUAUUAAAAUUUUAUUAGAAGAUACAAUUAAUUUACUUAAAUUACGUACAAAUGAAUUAGGUAUUGAACAAUUAGAACGACCUGUACAAUUAAUAACAUAUGCUAAUGAUAUAUCAAAUAAACAUAAAGAAUUACGUUCAAAAGUUGCAACACUUGAAAAAGAAAUAGCUGAAUAUAAUUAUGAGAAUGAAAAAUUAAAUCUUAUUUUAGAAUCUAUACCAACAAAUGAACAUCAUUUAUCAACAUUAAUACAUUCAAUUAAUGAUAAUACUUAUUCAACAUUAUUAGCAAAUAUGAGUAGACAAACUCAACAACAAGAAAGUAAUAAACAAUCAUACUCACCAAUAAGUCCAAUAUCAUCAAAUGAUAAAGAUAUGCCAUUUACAUCGACAGAAUAUUCAUCAUAUUCAAAUCAAAUUCCCGCAUCAUCACAUGAUAUUGUUAAAACUGAACGAAAAUCCAGUUUUACUAUACCGAAGAAAGUAAAGAAAACUUCUAAUUUAAAUUCCGAUAGUAAUACUGUUGUUUCAUCAAUUAAAACCACUGAUAAACAUAAUCGAUUACAAGAUUCAUUAUCUCAGCCUCCGCCUCCUCCACCAUCAUCAACUGUUUCUACAAGUAUCAAUAAUCUUUUAUCGAGUAAACAACUUGAACCUGUUCAAGUUCACUCAGUUGUAUCAUCAGUUGGACAACAAACUAAACAACAACCGCAACAACAAUCUGUUAUUCAAUCGGUUAAUGUUAAGCCAUUAUUAAAUAAUUCUCCGUCAUCAUCAUCAAAUACAAAAUCAUCACACUUAUCAUCAAAUGAAAUAAAUCGAACAAUGAUGGCACAAUCUCCUCGUAAAAAACGUGAUUUUUAUGGAAAAUCAUCAGGUUCAUCAACAGCAUCAACUCCACCAUCAUCAUCAACUUCAUCACCAAACAGUAAAUCUUAUCGCCAUAUGAGCAUAACAGAUUCAUCGUCUUCAAACAAAAAUCGUCCUUCAUCAACACCGGCAUGUACAACAACUAUACGUACACCUAAUUUGCCCGAUCGACCCGUCUCUAUUCCUCCAUUAAAAACUUCAUCUUAG